AUGGCGCAGGAGGCGUCGAUGGUGGCAUCACCACCUACUGAGGAAGCAGCUGCAGCUAGCAACAUCCAGGCCAACCAGCUGGCAUGGCAGCAGCAGCUUGGGCAGCCGCGCUACUUCUGCGAGGGCUGCCGCCGCAACUGGACGCAGGGCGGCACCCUCCGCAACGUCCCCGUCGGCGGCCGCUCCCGCAAGAACAAGCUGAACCGUGCCGGCGGCUCCACCUCCUCCUCCUCCGCGGCACCGCCAGCAGCAGCACCGUCCUCCAGCUCCAACGAGUCCAAGAAGGUGAUGAACCUCACGCAGCAACUAUUGAUGUUGCCUGCUGCGACGGCACCUAUGCCCGCCGACUUCCCCAGAGUGCUCCCUGCGUUCAUGUCGAUGGGUGGCGGCUUCGAGGUCCCCAGCAGCGACUACCACUCCCUGCCCUUCCCGCCCUUGUCUCCAGUGGCGGAGCUAGGAAUCACGGAGGGGCUUAGGGUGGGCUUCAUGGAGAUCACAACGGUAGGGGGGCUUGAGCCCCUCCCGCCCCACCGCUGCCUCCGCCGCUGCUUGUCUCCGUUGUUCGACCCUGGCACAACGCCUUCAUUCCUGGAAUCACUGACAGAGGGGCUUCUUGACAGCGGGAACAAUGGGAUGACAGCACCGCCGUCGUUUGGUACAUCUGACCAACAGAUGGUCGGGCUCCUGCAGGGUGUGGAUCAGACACUAGAGCUCCCUAUGGCUGCUGGUGGUGGUAGUGGGCUCCAGCAGUGGCCUUCGUUGGCAGCCCAGGAGGAGCAGGUUGUUGGUGGUGAUGGUAGUGUGGACAACAACUGCAACAACAACACCACCAACAACAAUGGAGGAGGGGCAUCAGGCGGCAGCAGCGGCAUCGAAUACUACUGGCAAGGAUCGAUCUGA
Panicum virgatum (switchgrass) is the source of this 900-nucleotide messenger RNA. RefSeq names its product dof zinc finger protein PBF-like. Lineage: Eukaryota; Viridiplantae; Streptophyta; Magnoliopsida; Poales; Poaceae. The transcript has 3 exons. The coding region runs from base 1 to 900 and encodes 299 amino acids. Gene Ontology annotation, biological process: regulation of DNA-templated transcription. Gene Ontology annotation, molecular function: DNA-binding transcription factor activity; DNA binding. The record is from RefSeq and is a predicted model, not a curated record.